This is a messenger RNA of Dermacentor silvarum, 3604 nucleotides long. RefSeq names its product lactosylceramide 4-alpha-galactosyltransferase. The transcript has 6 exons. Gene Ontology annotation, biological process: glycosphingolipid biosynthetic process. Gene Ontology annotation, molecular function: hexosyltransferase activity. NCBI's taxonomy places the organism in Eukaryota, Metazoa, Arthropoda, Arachnida, Ixodida, Ixodidae. The record is from RefSeq and is a predicted model, not a curated record. The coding region runs from base 368 to 1411 and encodes 347 amino acids.
GUGUGCUGGAGCGGUCCCUUUCCAGCCACUGAGCUAUGUAACCGAGUGUACGUCUGCGAUACAAAAGCGUUCACGUGGAGAUGGAGACUUAAAAUUUUUGAACAGUGGCCGAACACGGAAGACGUCAAUCCUGGAGCCAAUGUUUCGACAAAGGAACUUGUCUUCGUCAUGGUAGUGUCUGCAGGGGCAGUAGUCGCCAAGCCUGGUCGCCAGAGGAAGGGGGGAGUUGGGGACUACUGUGCCCCCUCCCGUUUGUCCUCACCAUGACGCCAAACACUGCACAGGACAGACUCCUGGUAUCAAUGCCAAUUUUGCUACAAGAGAAAAAUCAGAUGCAAGAACUACUUGGCCGAUUCUGGUUUCUUCUAUGGGCGUGAGUAAAAUAGCCAGGCUGUCAAGGCCAUUCCUGGUCCUAGCGCUGCUACUGAGCGUGCUCAUGUGCUACUUUAUCGUAAGCGAACGGCGUUCGAUGUCAGGCACGUCGUAUUCGGAACCAACCAUGGAAGCCUGGACAGGCAGUGCACCCUCACAGAGGUUGGAGUUCUCCCGGAUCUUCUUCCUCGAGACCGGUGGCCACGGAUCCCUCACGGCACGCAUCGCCUGCGCGGUUGAAUCGGCGGCGAGGAUGCACCCUCACUGGACAGUCUACCUUCUGUCCGCGGCUAGUGGCGACGCGUCACAAGCAAACGUCACAUUCGCAGGACCUUUCGCUCAAAUGCUGAGGUCCAUUCCGAACGUCGUCAUGAACGUCGUCAGGCCAAACGAGGUGUUUCAGGAGACGCCCCUGGAGUCGUGGUACGAGUCUGGGAUCCUGAACAAGAGCGCCUACCCCGUCGAACACCUGGCCGAUGCUCUCAGGCUGGCGGUGUUGUACAAGCGAGGUGGCGUGUACCUCGACAUCGACGUCAUCGUGAUGCGUUCCCUGGACUCGCUGCCACCUUGCGUCAGCCAGUCGCCAGUGGAGAAUGGCGACAUGGUGAGCAACGGCUUCUUGGCCUUUCGCCGAGGUGAUCCGUUUCUGCUGUACCUGAUGCUACGCGCACGCGAGGUCUACAAGCCGGAAGAGUGGAACUCCAUUGGACCCCAGCUGCUGCGUCGGGUAACGCUGGCCCGAUGCGGGGUCCGAGAGGUGAAGGCGCUGCUCGGACGCCGAUGUGGCGGCGACACCGGCUUCACGGUGAUACCUCACUGGAUGUUCCUGCCAGUGCCUUACGACCGAUGGCAAUCGUUCUUCCUCGCCAAUGCUAGUCGUGAGGCGUGGCUCAUGUCCUCCGCGAGCUACGUCAUGCACGUCUACAACAAAAUGAGCUCGAAGGCGCCUGCAGUGCCUGGCUCCGCGUACAGGCAAGCGGCCGAGACCUACUGCCCAGACAGUUUACGGCUGUCGUUGCAAAUGCAGGACACCUUCUGACAUCGUCAUCCGGGAACUGGACUUUCGCGUUUUGUACGCGCCAAGGCUGCCGGCCCAUAGGAAAGCGGCCGAGGACUUCUGCCCAAGCAAUAGUUUUAUACAAACCUGCGGAAAAGUGGCUCUGCAAUCGCUCAACCACCAUAUAAAUGAUUGUUUGUUAUUUGUUUAUUAAUACAGCAACCCCCUCUUUAAGAAUUUUAGCAGGUUGGUUACGCCAAUGCAAUCAUAAGCCAAAUACGCCCAAAGGAAUAAACGAUAGAAGUUGCAAUAAGAAUGGCUAAUGACACCAUGCAUAACACAGCGCGUUAGAACUAGAAUUCGGUAAAAACGAUGUUAGUGCAACGUUGGCGCCAUAGCUGCUAUCAUCAGCCUAUUUAUAUGUCCACUGCAGGACGAAGGCCUCUACCAGUGAUCUGCAAUUACCCCGUCUUGCGCUAGCUGAUUCCAACUUGCGCCUGAAAGUUUCCUAAUUUCACCUCCCCACCUAAUUUUCUGCUGUCCUCUAAUGCGCUUCCCUUCCCUCGGCGCACAUUCUGUAACCCUAAUAUGGCCCACCAGUUAUCUUCCCCACGCAUUACAUGGCCUGCCCAGCUCGCUUUUUUAGAGCGCAGCUCUUAAUGGGCCGUUCCUGCGGUGAACGCCGGCGGCGGCGUAACUGAGCGAACGAGCACAACAGCGAAAGAUGAAAGACGCGAGCCGCGAAUGGCGGAGACCAGAGCGGCCGACAACAUGACUACGAAAAGAAUAGGACCAUAGUACGAUAUCUGAUGGGAGCAACGUUUUGUCCUAGUUUUGGUAGAUUAAUCUUCGACAAAUUUUCAGUUAUCGAUGUGCGGCCGAAACUAUUAAAAUCAACGUGAGUCGCCUUUUAUUGCUCACUUUCUAGUUUGCUGAUAUUUGCUUUAGUGUAAGGAUUCCAAAUAACAGGGGCGUAUUUAGUAUUGCUAGUAUCACUGACUUGUAUGACAGCAGAUGAACUUGAAUUGUGGACAGCUUCAGGGUUCUCCUGAGAAUAUGUGGUGCACAGUAUGCACUGUUUUCUAUACGUUGAAUAUGUUUAUUCCAAUUAAGGUUAUUGCUGAUUAAACCACCUGAAUGUUUAAACUCUGUGAUUUCAGAGAAAUACACAUCGUUGGCCGCAUAAGUAAAAGUAGGAGCAUUCUUCAUUUUGGUAAUUCUAAGGACACCAUUUUGUUAAACUUGAGUCACAUUUACCAGAAUUCGCACCAUGCACAAGUUUUUUUUGGAAUGCCUGUUUUAGCUGCACUUGGUCACAGACAGACAGACAAAGAACUUUAUUGAUGGUCCUGAGAAGCUCCGUUGCCCCCUCUCAGAGAGGCGACGAAGCCGCGGGCCGCACCCACGUCGGGACGGGGAGACCGAGCUCCAGCGCCGCAUCGUGGGCUCUCUGGACAGCCCAACAUUGGCGUGACUGGUCGGAGCUCCGAAGAGCAGAGCUUCACUCCUCUGCAGUACAUCGAUGCGGGCCCCUCUGUAACGAGGGGCAUCCCCAGAGCACGUGGUCUAAAGUACUACGUUGUCCGCAGCUAGGGCAGUCUGGACUAAAGCAGUCUGAAUUGAUGUAUGUGAAAUAAAUUCAGGUUGGGAUAUGAUCCCGUCUGAAGCAUGCGUAGUGUGACAGCUUGAGGUCUGGUUAGUAUGCCGUGUGGGGGAGGGUAUACUCUCCUACCAAGGUAGUAGUGUUUGGUAACCUCGUUAAAGGUGGAGAGAGUGUCACGGAACUCGACGAGCCUAGAAUCGACGGAGCCUCGACUCGCAGUGGCGUCAGCGCGGAGGGUUAGUUCGCGCGCUUGGACGGGUACGAUGUCAUUGAGGUAGGGGAGGGAGUCGAGUUGGGGUUUGAGAUGCACCGGGAACCACGUGGUUGUAUGUGGCUAGAUGAUUUUGCCUUUGUAAAUUCGAUGAGCUUCCUCGGCGAUGGUACGAGAGGCAAAUGCCCGAACCGCCGCCCUCGAGUCAGUAAAUAUUUCAGCUCUCUCCUCGUCGAGAAGUGCCAGAUCGAUCGCAGCCUGCUCUGCCCUAGUCGGGGUGCUGUCUCUGAUGGAGGCCGCACAAGUGACGUGUCCGUCGUGAUUAACUACCGUUGCGACGAAGUCCGAUGUAUGCCCGUACUGGGCCGCUUCAACGAAAGUGACCGUGUGAGGCGAGGCUUUUAUCCUCCGGAGCAAUGAC